UUUCGGGAACCACGCCCCUUUUCCCCAUUCAACCACGCUUGCUAAGGGGCUGCAUUUACACCGCCCACUCCCGCACCUCUUUCCCACAUCGACUCUCCUUGCCCUCGAGUUUUCCGCCGGAUUGACUCACCGCCGCACCGCCUCAGUCGGAAUCCAUACACUCCCUCACUCAUACAAGGUUUUUGCGAGAUUGCAAAGAGUGGAUCUGGGAUAGAUCUGGGUUCAAGGAAUACUACAAGUUCAAUUUUCUGCAAGUUGAUCUAGCGAAUUCCAUCUUAUUCUGGGUGAUAUAAGGAUUUAAGAGAUGGAAUGAAGUCAAUACGGAUCAUACUAGCUCUACCAAGGCUAUAAAUAAGGGGGGUGGGGCGCCCACAAGACAGAACCACACACCACAAGCAAGAGUGCACAAAAGCAUACUGACCGCAGAGACCACAGUGUUGAGAUAGGAUGGCGUCGGAGAUGAGCAAGGACGUGAAGUUCUCCGACGAGGAAGUCACCUCGCACCCGCGCGUCGGCGAAGGUGAGGAGCAAACGGUUGGGCCGGCGCGGCAGUCUUCCAUCUUCGCGCUGACGCUGGACGAGCUGCAAAACUCGGUGUGUAACCCAGGGCGCAAUUUUGGGUCCAUGAACAUGGACGAGUUCAUGAGCAACAUCUGGAAUGCCGAGGAGUUCCUAGCGGCGACCGGCGGUUGCCUGGUGGGCAUGGAGGAGGUUCCUGUGGUGGGUGGUGGUGGAAGCGGCGGAGGUGGCGGAGAUGCAGGAGGAAGCACCCUAUGCCGGCAGGGGUCGUUCUCCCUGCCUCCCCCGCUGUGCCGCAAGACGGUGGAGGAGGUGUGGGCUGAGAUCAAUAGGGAGCCCCGCCCGGUGCAUGCCCAGCCUCAGGCCGCGCGACCCUCACCGCAGCCUCCUGUGCAGCCACCUGCGGGGAACGGCGGCGGUGCGGUUGCGGCCAACGGCCGGCAGGGGACGCUAGGCGAGAUGACGCUGGAGCAGUUCCUUGUCAAGGCCGGCGUGGUCCGAGGAUCUGUGGCCGGCGGCCAGGCGCCUAUGCCGGGCGGCAUGGUCCAUGGACAGAUGAACCCCAUGCAGCAGGGGCAGCAGCCUGGCCCAAUGAUGUACCAGAUGGCACCGGCCAACGGCAUGUUCCCGGUGAUGGGCGACGGCAUGGGGUUCGUCCCCAACGGUUAUGCAGGGAUGGCCGUGGUGCCGCCGCCACCACCUUCUCAAGGUGGGGUGGGUAUCGUGAGCCCCGGGUCGUCGGACGGGAGGAGCGCCAUGACGCAGGCUGACAUGGUGAACUGCAUGGCCGACGGCGCGAUGAUGGAGAACGGCGGCGCCCGUAAACGCGGCGCCCCGGGGGAUCAGUCCUGCGAGAGGAGCAUCGAGCGUCGCCACCGCCGCAUGAUCAAGAACCGCGAGUCAGCCGCACGAUCGCGUGCCAGGAAGCAGGCUUAUACCGUGGAGCUUGAAGCUGAACUGAACCAUCUCAAGGAGGAGAAUGCUCGUCUGAAAGCUGAGGAGAAGACGAUUCUGCUGACCAAGAAACAAAUGCUGGUGGAGAAGAUGAUGGAACAGUCCAAGGAGAACGUGAACGCCAAGAAAGGUGGCGCACUGUCGCGGCGCUGCGGCAGCUGCAGCUGGUGAAUGGCGACCUGCCAUUCAUCCUUCAUGGCGGCAGGUGGACGAGGGCUUGCAUUCUGGCCGUCUUAUGCGUUUGAUGUAUCUGAAGCAACAGUUGUGUGUUUAUAGUAGCUACCUUUUCAUUUCGGAGCGGUGUGGUAUAGUAAUUUACUAGCAGUACCUAAAACCCAUAAGCCCAAUUGUCAGUGUUUAUCUGGGCGAGCAAGUGAACUUGUGUUGCUGUUACUGUUUAUAGGUGAUGAUGGGUUUGUAAGGAACUUCAGAGAAAUGGGGCAAAAAGAAAAUUCGCAAUA
Molecule: messenger RNA, 1934 nt
Organism: Hordeum vulgare subsp. vulgare (domesticated barley)
Lineage: Eukaryota; Viridiplantae; Streptophyta; Magnoliopsida; Poales; Poaceae
Product: bZIP transcription factor ABI5 homolog
Exons: 7
Coding region: 448-1644 (398 amino acids)
Biological process (GO): positive regulation of DNA-templated transcription
Cellular component (GO): nucleus
Molecular function (GO): DNA-binding transcription factor activity
Source: RefSeq, a predicted model, not a curated record